GCGGCCUUCAGUUCAACCUGAGACCCGCAAACGCCAACACGCUUUCGCGACGCCCACUCUCGCAUCGAACCGCCGAGGCACAACACGCGAAGUGAACACUUGUGAGCGAGUUGCGCGCCCUUUCUCUCACGCAGUGUGAUCGUGCUUCGGUACGUGAAUGCAAAACCGGACUACUCUCCUGACACAAGACACCAACGAGGAAUCCGCAGCGGUUUGGACCUCUUAUUUUUUUGUGCAGCUGCUGAGGGCUGGCCUGCCACUCGCCCGGACCCCGCCACGCGCCCGCGGGGCUACAACAGCGCUACCGUAAACAGCAACGACGUAGGCAAAAAGAGGUAACACGGCAUGACUGCUACGCACGGUGGCGGACGUGAAGAUGACCGUCCGGACAAGGAUUCUGUAUACACUAUCAAAACUGGCUUCAAAAACGACGGCUACCAACAUGAUCGCGAUUCGAACGACGACAUCGUCAAACCCCCGCCUUUGCCCACCGAGGAAGAUAAUUACCCGACUGGCAAAGUUAAAUUAUCCAGAAAUGAAAAAUGGAGAAUACUAAAGAACGUGGCCGCAGUGAGUGCCGCGUUUAUGGUGCAAUUCACAGCGUUCCAGGGAACAGCAAAUCUGCAGUCGUCGAUAAAUGCCGCUGACGGCCUCGGCACUGUCUCCUUGAGCUCCAUCUACGCUGCCCUCGUCGUAUCCUGCAUAUUUGUUCCAACUUUCCUGAUCAAGAGGCUAACAGUAAAGUGGACACUAUGCUUGUCCAUGAUGUGCUAUGCGCCGUACAUUGGCGCGCAGUUCUACCCGGCAUUCUACACGCUGGUGCCUGCCGGAGUGGUGGUGGGCCUUGGCGCUGCGCCGAUGUGGACCUCUAAAGCGACAUACCUCACCCAAGCGGGUAGCGUCUACGCCAAAUUGACAGACCAAGCCGUCGAUGGAAUUAUCGUACGAUUCUUCGGCUUCUUCUUUCUUGCUUGGCAAACGGCUGAGCUAUGGGGAAACUUGAUCUCAAGUUUAGUGUUUUCAUCUGGAGUGCACAGCGGGAACACUUCGACGGAGAACACGAGCAAGACGCUGCUGACGUGUGGCGCCAACUUCUGCAUGAUCGGUGGCGGACACCAUGACAACCAGAACUUGCACCGGCCACCGGACAGCGAGAUCUACGAGAUCAGCGCCAUCUACCUCGCCUGCGUGUUCGUCGCAGUACUAAUGGUUGCUUUGCUCGUUGAUCCCCUUUCCAGAUACGGUGAAAAGCAGAGGAAAUCUGACCCGUCCAAAGAAUUAACCGGAAUCCAGCUGCUUUCGGCUACAGCUUACCAGCUUAAGAAGCCGAACCAGCAACUACUUAUCCCGAUCACUUUAUGGAUCGGAAUGGAACAGGCGUUCAUUGGAGCCGAUUACACUCAGGCAUACGUCUCGUGCGCUCUGGGCAUUCGUUCCAUCGGUUACGUCAUGAUCUGCUUCGGGGUUGUAAAUGCGAUAUGCUCGCUUGUGUUCGGUUCGGCCAUGAAGUACAUCGGCAGGUUCCCGAUUCUGGUGAUGGGAGCCGCCUUGCACCUCGGCCUUAUCGUAUGGCUGUUAAUCUGGCGACCAAAUCCGGAUUCGCCGACAGUCUUCUUCGUGAUCUCCGGACUAUGGGGCGUUGGCGAUGCCGUCUGGCAGACACAAGUAAACGGCCUGUAUGGAGUACUGUUCAGACGCAACAAAGAGGCUGCGUUCUCCAACUUCCGUCUUUGGGAAAGCGCGGGCUUCGUUGUCGCGUACGCCUACUCCACACACCUCUGUGCCAGAAUGAAGCUUUACGUGAUGAUGGUGGUGUUGCUUAUCGGCGUGGCUGGCUACAUUGUAGUUGAAAUUCUGCAUAAGAGAAAGGCUCGUCGUAUGAAGGCCAUUGCGGAGGAUCCAGCCAUCGCCGCCGAAGCCGCAAAAGAACCGCUAGAAGAAGAUGAUGAAAAGGAUGAAAUUGACGACGAAAUUGUCAUCACACACUUGUAGAGAGACUGCAGCACCGACUGCUGGUGUCGUCGAGUGAGUCCGAAACGAGCCCUGCACACGACGCCCAGUGCACCGCGCACGAAAUGAUGCGCGUGCGCCGCGCCGCCACCUACAAAAAUAUAUUUUGCCAUAACAAACCCUUUCGUAUGCAGGUAGGUACAAAAUAAAAUCCUGACUGAAAAAAAAAUAUUAUUAUAUCAAAUGACAUUAAUUAUAUGAAUUUAUAAUAAAUAAGAAAUUUAUUUUACACGCUGUUUGUACAUGUUAGACAUGAAUAAAAUUAUCGUGUUUAAAUUUUAUUGUUAAAUUAUUUUAUGUAUUAUCUCUUUUACAGUUUAUUUAUUAAAUAAUAAGCUCAUGAAAAGUGAUAAUAAUAUAAUCCACAGAUCAGUUUUAUUAUUUAUUUUAUUUUGCUUUCCGUUUACAGUUAGAUACAAAUAUUCAGUCAAAGGUUUUUAUAUAUUGUUAGUGCCUUACUAAUAAACGUUGUAUAUGCCGUGUCGAACUUAUACUGGCUUUAAGUACAAAUCUAUCGGUUUGUGUCGCCUCGUAAGUCCCGUGUCCAGGUGCCUAUCUUGUAGCACCAAAAAAAAGUACUCGAUUGCAAACAAUUCGUACUUAAAGGGGUGGACACCUAAGAAAAUGGUUCUUAGGGAAGGUAUACAAAUCCGGCAUUUAAUUUUCAAAAUUGGACUUAUUUGUUACGCCCGUACUACAAAAUAUGCCGCAACUAGGCCGUGGCCUAUUGACAAAUCCGCCACUGCGUAUAUGUCUGUCAUAGUUAUUUAAAUAUCAAUUCUUUUGAGUGAAUGUAACAAACACUUGUUUGCACUUUGUAUAGGAAUUACGUUAUUUGAAAUAAAUGAUAUUCUAUACAAUAUCUUACGUUGUUUACUCUGACGCUAAAAUCCAUUCAGCAGGGUGAGAUAAAACACCAAAUAACUAUUCUACAUGCGUACAAUGUUUAUUAGUUAGGCGGUUAGUGUUUAAGUAUAUUUAUAAAGGCUAGCAAUAUAUAAAGAUAUAGUUUUAUAUAUUUAAAGAUAAUCUUUAUUCUUCUGCUUUGUAUUUUUAUCUCUACACUCAUCUUAUUCCCCGCUGUUUGAAUUGCUUCUCGCACCAUCUUUGCGCUAUUCAUAUAGGUCGGAAGUUUAAGUUGCGCGGUACGGCACCAGCUUGGUCUAAAAUUAAUUGUUCUUAGAUUCUCAUAUUCUUAUAUCUGCUUGGUAAUUAAGUGUGUAAGUGUUUGAUGUGAAGGCCAUGAACCCCUAGCAUCAAACGUACGUCGCGUAGGUUGCCAGUGUGCGCACUACCGUGAGUUUUGCAAUCGACGCGUAUGUCCAUUAUAUCACAACUUAAGUUUCGCUCGUUACCUUAUUUAUGCUUCAAUAUAUAUUUCGUUCACUGUUACAUCCUCAUUUAUGCGACGCGUACGUCGAAACCUUCAACAAAAUACACAUUCACAGGCAACAUAUAAAAUUCGCCAGAUUUAUAUGUGUAUUGUGUUAUUGUGUGAAAGACGACAGAAACAUAGUUGGAACUCCACGUCGAGUGCACAGGCGCAAAAGCGCAUCAUGUUAUGUUCUAUGAAUGAAUAAUACCAUCUGUAUUUGUUAUUUAUUCAUUCGUCAUUACGCGCUUUGUAUAAUAUUUUGACUCAAUAAAGUAGUACUGUUUGACUCUUUGUUUUUAUUGUAACUAGAAUAUAUUCUACUAUAGUUGGUUCGUGCAAAAUAGAAAGUUGUGACAUGUUGACUAUAUUAAUAUUUGAAAUGAUAAUGCUAGAAUUUUAUCAGUACUUCUCUUCUGAACUUACACAAGUAUUAUCGCAUUUGACUUUACAAGUUCACCAGUUCUGCGUUAAAUUAGAUUUUCGACAUAUUUUUUUUAUUGAAUAAUUCAAAUAAUAAACAGGCAUUAGAUGCUGUUUGCUGGCAUAAACAAUUCUAGCAUUAUCUAUUACAGUUGAUUUUAUCUCCCAUACUGUUUUUAUGUUCAGUUGCGUUUCAAUAAUAGUUACGUAAGAAAAUUUGAAUAAUUGUCUUCCUAUUUCGAUUCGAAACGUAAUGGUAGAGAAUUAUUCCUAUUUAUUUUAUUAUUUAUUUUUAUUGAAAAUCCAAAAUUUUAUAAGAUUGUGUAGUAAAUAUUUUAUGUUAUUAUAAUUAUAAUAUUUCAUGAUAAAACUCAUUUUGGAUUUUUAUGCGAGGCGUGCGCAUUAGGAACGCGAAAAGGCUGCUCAAUUUUAAUAAAAUGAGUGUAAUGUUUUGAAUAUUUUAUUAACUGUUAUAAGCCGACAGAGGGCACCAGAAUCGAAUUUUAAACUUUUAUAAAUAAAGUUUUUUUAUAAAUUAUUAUUGUACCUACUAUUCAUAAUAAUGUUUUAAAAACUAACAAAUUCAACGCUUUCACUGUAUAAAAACAAUAAGUUCAUAUUUUGAAAUUUAAUGCCGUCUGUCGAAUUCGCAAGUUAUAUAAAUAUCUGGUUUUAUAAUACUUUUUAUCUACCUAGGUAUAUGUCGCGAUCAGAUUACAAAAACCGUAAUUUUAACGUCUAUACAAAUAUGUUUGCAAAAAAUAGACUAGCCACAGUAUAUCUGAUUCAUUUUGUAUAAUGCCUAGCCGUUCGUUGCAAAUGUCAAAUGCAGAAAUUAUAAUCUGACAGCGACAUAGACAAUAAAUUAAAGUUAAAACUUAAACAAUAAUGAUAUAGUGUAUAAUAAUUUACUAAAAUGUAGUAACAUAUUAUGUGUAUUGUAAAAUUAAAGCAUUUUUGGAAUGUAUUUUAAUAUGGAACUGUUGCGAUCACGGUAGCAAAUUUAUAAGUAAUAUAAGGUAUCUAGAUCAAAUAAAUUAAUUUUAUUAUAGUUUUAGGAAUUUUAUAAAUACGUAGUUGAAUAGGUAUUAGCAAACGCGACGACAGAUACAUUUAAAAUUGUGAUGUCUUGUGGUACGCAACUGUGGAUUCCAUCAAUAUAUUAUGUUCCAAGGAGGCACAAUUUUAAACGCAUCGUGCCUCAUUAUUUUAUGUAUGUGUAAAAUAACAUGGCUGCCUGCCUGUACAUCUUUAUUAUUAAGGUUGCUUUAGUAUUGUUAGAACGCAAUAUUUUUAUUGUCAUCAACUUAUGUUUUAUGCGUGGAAGCCAAAAUUGUUUGCAAAA
Manduca sexta (tobacco hornworm) is the source of this 5150-nucleotide messenger RNA. RefSeq names its product UNC93-like protein. Lineage: Eukaryota; Metazoa; Arthropoda; Insecta; Lepidoptera; Sphingidae. Gene Ontology annotation, cellular component: plasma membrane; striated muscle dense body. Gene Ontology annotation, biological process: regulation of muscle contraction; regulation of potassium ion transport. The transcript has 8 exons. Gene Ontology annotation, molecular function: potassium channel regulator activity. The coding region runs from base 346 to 1992 and encodes 548 amino acids. The record is from RefSeq and is a predicted model, not a curated record.